Molecule: messenger RNA, 627 nt
Organism: Rosa rugosa (rugosa rose)
Lineage: Eukaryota; Viridiplantae; Streptophyta; Magnoliopsida; Rosales; Rosaceae
Exons: 1
Coding region: 1-627 (208 amino acids)
Molecular function (GO): nucleic acid binding; RNA-DNA hybrid ribonuclease activity
Source: RefSeq, a predicted model, not a curated record
AUGAGAGAGUGUGGAACCAAAAAAACACUGCUGCUUGUGAAGUUAGCCUCCUUCUUGCAUCACGUACGACUUCAGGAGUUCAGGUUUCAUAAUAUGAAACAGACUCAUUCCCAUCCUAGCAGAGCUCGAGUAGUUCGAUGGUGUGCACCUGCAGCUGGUUUUUUGAAGAUCAAUGUAGAUGGAUCGUUUAACCACAUUACCAGGAAGGGGGGCCUUGGUUUUGUGGUUCGUAAUGAAUUGGGUCAUAUGUUGGCUGGGGGGGCAUGUCCUCUUAGUGGUCUUAUAUCACCGGAACAUGCAGAAAUACUUGCUUGCAAGAGAGCUGUGGAGUUUGCAGCCGAUCAUGCUCUAAUACCGGCUGUUUUGGAGACUGAUGCGUCGGAAGUGAAGCGGCAACUCACACAACACAUUUCUUCAAAUACAUCGGUGUUGGGAAGAAUCUAUGAUGAUGUGGGCAACUUUUUGGAAACGUUGAUGGGUAUCAGUGUGUCCUAUGUUGGCAGGAAAGGCAAUCUAGUUGCGCAUACGUUAGCAGCACAUGCCUGCACUCUUAGGCAGGAUUCUUUCUAUUUUUCUACUCCCGCUUUUCUUCAAUCUGCUAUAGCAGCAGAGUUUUGUAAUGUUUGA